Molecule: messenger RNA, 3413 nt
Organism: Suillus clintonianus
Lineage: Eukaryota; Fungi; Basidiomycota; Agaricomycetes; Boletales; Suillaceae
Exons: 3
Coding region: 195-3167 (990 amino acids)
Molecular function (GO): protein binding
Source: RefSeq, a predicted model, not a curated record
GGGUUGUACAUAUAUAUAUAUGUGUGUGACCGAACGUUGCUCUCCACCAGCUUGUGCACCUCCAAAGCUCCUCCGUGACGACAUUUCACGAAAAACGACUUAUAUCCUGCUCUUACAACUAACUUAUACAUUUCUCGCAAAUUUUUGUCAAUUCUUUGCAGAGGUCACUGAACAGGAUAGGUUCUAUAUAUGUCAUGGCUAGUGGUUGGCGCGCAGCGGCCGUGCUGCACUACUUGAUACCACUUGCCAUAGGUCAAUAUACUCCACUACCUAGAUGGGGACAAGCGGUGGCUUUACUGGAAAAUCUUCUAUAUGUUCACGGAGGUCUGACAGAUCAAUACGAUCAAUACUCAUACACAUCUGCACCGCCCACAUCAGAACUAUUGCUCCUUGACCUUUCCGUAUCGUUCAGUGCCACAUCCACCCCGUGGCAACUACUCUCAAAUACAACCACUACGAGCAAUUCUCCUGCUCUAGGAUGGCACACCCUCUCUGCAUUCAACUCAUCUUCAUUUCUGCUUUUCGGGGGUCAACCAGGACCGAAUUCCCAAAUAGUCCUCACUUCACUCAAUGAUUCUGCCACACUUGUUUCCGCUUACGAUCGCACGAACCCGUCAUUUUCCAUUGAGCCUCAGAACUGGGCUGGCGAACCAAUGAGGAGGAUUCGUCAUUCAGCAUCGUCAACUGGCGGUAAGGUCUGGAUUGUCGGUGGCGAGAAGGCUGAUGGAUCCGGCAAUGCGUUCUCUGAUCACCGCCUCUUCAACCCCGUGUUACAAGAGUUCGUAGUGCUUCCAUCUGGCGGUAAUACUCCGCCUGACCUUUAUGGGCACACAUCGCUCAUCCUUCCUGACGGACGACUCCUUGUUUUUGGUGGAUAUUGCGCAUCAUGUGGGAAGCUUAUACCUCUGAAUACCAUCUGGUCUCUUGACACGACACAGGCAACUCUCGCAUGGGAUGUGAUAUCUGUCUCGAAUUCCACCCUGCCAAGUUCACGCCUCGACUUCGCAGCUGUUGUCCUCGCUACGGGAGAAAUACUAAUUCAUGGGGGAGGGGACAGCGAAUUACAAACAACAUAUAGCGAUGGUUGGAUACUAAAUACCGACCAAAAUCCAAUGGUCUGGCAAGAAGCUCAGGCUCUUCAGCAACUUGGCCCUCGCAAGGACCAUCUGGCAAUUCAGUGUAACGGUCAGGUGCUCUUUGCCUUUGGCUACGGAUCCACCGCCCCUGCGUCGGCCACCAUGCAAAUAUAUAACCCUUCUAGUUCAUCCAUGGUAUCCUCAUAUAACCCGCCACCUGCGGGUUCGACCCCGGCCAUCAUUUCUCUUCCUGCACCUUCUCAAACUGGCGACUCUGGGUCGAGUGGGGGGAGUGCAGGUGCACCCUCAGUGGUGUACCCCACGAGUACUGCCGGUGCUGGUUCUAGCUCUAGUAACAACAACACAACCGCUAUCGCCGUAGGCACCACCUUCGGCAUCAUUGGGCUCAUUGCUGGUGGACUUGCAGUUGUCUGGUAUAUUAAACGUUCGCGGGGACGUGAGUCUUCGAGAAAUGGGAGGUUCCUCCUUCUUGGUGGUGACCAUGACCAUGAGUACGACAGUACUGAUGGUGGUCCCGCCAAUUUCUUGGACAUGGAUUCCGAGAUAGAAUCUCAUAGAUGUCGCGGAUUUCUAGGCGCACGCGCCCUCCCGCUGGCUGCAGCUCUUGCUCAUCUUGGGUUAAGCAAACAUGGUUCCCCCUUGCCACCUCGCCCGCGCCGUGACAUGUUCGCCGACGAAGACACACGACAAUUCGGGUGGGGCGGUCCUCCGGAUAUGUUACGCAGGGAAGGCAGUGGCGGGACUAGUUUAUGGUCCAUGCGCUCGAUGAGCGCAAUGGUGCGCGGUAUGAUUUCCAGGGAGCCCAGUGCACGCAAUAGUGGUCGAGAUUGGGACGAAUGGGAGAAAAUUGAGGGUGAUCACGAGAGCGUGAUACACGAAGGCAACAACUCACGCAACGUGAUGCCCAAUAGCGGACACCCCCACGAACGAGAUGGCAGCUUACGGUCAUACGUAGAUCCUUUCUCAGAUCCUUUGCCACACGAUGAGGAGUACAACUUGUAUCGGUCAAACCAUGGUGCUCUCAAACUUGAUGGCGAGCACGACAACAUUGAUGUUGAUGCUAGAAGCCUAGACCCAUCACCCCUUUGCCCACCGAGGACCCCUCUGCCUCUCUCCACACCCAUUCCCACCCUCAGUCCUUUGCGUGAGGUCGCGUCAGAUUCAGCCGACACCCUAGCAUCACGUACUGGUUCAUCGCAAAAUAAUUCGUCUUCCAAGGGUGACUCUUCCGGCAACACUUAUCCUUCCCAACCAAGCUUUAUCUCGCAGUCGGCUUAUAGUCCUGUGACCCCUCCCACAUUGUACUCCUCUACUCCAAUCAUUGCACUCUCGCAUCGUCACUCGUCCAUUCUCGACUCGCAUCCGCCUUCUUUCAACCCCAUCCGUCGAUCAGACAGCUGGUGGGCGCGAUUUAUGAAGACAUCUCUUCUUGAUCGACGCAAUUCUACCGGUCAGAAACCACUGGAUUUACGGGACCCUAACCCAGCUCCGCGUCUCAUGUCCAUCAACGAAUCGAAUGCUUCCCCGGACUCUCUUGAGUCCAGACAUGAGCUCGCGGUCCAAAAUAUUCGCUUGAGCUCUCCGUCUGUCCAUAGUGGCUGGACAGCGAAUACUGAGGUCGCAGAGCGGCUAUGUGGAAGCUACGAUGUCGUACAGAGAAUCGCAUCGGAUGGGUCCACGUCACGCCGAACAGCUUCGAUUGGUUCGAUUAGUGCGAAUGAACACGGAAUAUUGAGUGGCCUAUCAUCCGAUCAAACCAAACUUACCUCUUUCCUACCCAUAUCUCCGUCAUCAAAUCCCUCUUCUUUCUCAAAUGAGCCUUCGAGGACUGGACCCACCACACAUGGUUCUCCGUUCACAAGGGCCGCAGCUCAUGCUGUGACAUCUAGGGUUCAGGAAAUCGAACGGCAGAUGACAAACAAUCUGGAGGCGGAACGUUAUCCACCUCCGCGGAAUACCCGCAAGCGAGAAGAAGUGCCUUCGCGUACCCGUCCAAGCAUUCAGUAUGGUCUAGCUCCGCGAGCAUCGUUGUAUGUUGCCAACCCUGACAGUGGUGUGCCUACAUUGUGAUGAUUUGUGACUUCUACCCCUUUGUUAAUCUGAACUCAUUCUGGAAGCGAUAUUUGUAUUGUUUACCUCCUGUCUUUACUGCCGUUGUUUUAGUAGCUGUACACUAGAUACCAUAUGACUGACGAUUAUUCCGUACCAGCUUCCUUUUUCUGGUCUGUGUACUAUUACUACUCCAGACCUAACGUCUUCAACUACCGCGAUACCUUCGGACCAUAGAUAUAUGUAUUUCAAAAAAAUCAUUCGGCG